This is a messenger RNA of Ogataea angusta, 1674 nucleotides long. RefSeq lists its product as uncharacterized. The coding region runs from base 1 to 1674 and encodes 557 amino acids. The transcript has 2 exons. Lineage: Eukaryota; Fungi; Ascomycota; Pichiomycetes; Pichiales; Pichiaceae. The record is from RefSeq and is a predicted model, not a curated record.
AUGGUCCGUGGCUGGGCAGGAUGGCCCCCACGCGCGGCCACGGACCUCUCUAUUUCUGUUGCUCUGCGCGGACACGGCGCCGGAUAUCCGGUACAGCGCUGUCCAGAACUGGGAAACAAGCACGAGGAAGUUGAGGAUCACGCCCGCCAUCGAUCCCCAGACGCCGACCGCGCUCGUGAAGGUGAGCUCGUCGGUGCCCCUGCCUCUCACGGAGAGCGCUUUUCUGAACCGCACGUGGCACAGGCAAAUCGACCACCACGUGAAGAUGGACGAGAGACCCGAGAGAGCCAUGAGCCAGGCAAAAAUGUCGGAUUCUUUAGGCGACGCAGCAAGGAAGCAGAGCAAGCCGACCGCGAGGGUCAAACAGAUGGCAACGAGCGGUCUUCCCUGUCUGUCGAUGUAGCCAAGGAUCUUUGGCGCAAAGCCCUGUUCUGCGAGCGAGGCAAGCGUUCUGCUGCUGGCGUAGACACCGGAGUUUCCGACAGAAAGCACGGCAAUGAGGACAACGACGUUCAUGAUGCUAGGGAGCACCUUGAUGCCGUUGUCCUUGAUGGCAAUGACGAACGGCGAGGAGGCGGCGUCGGUGGACGCGCCAAGCAGCCUGUCGUCGUUGUAGGGGACCAAGAAGCCGACCAUUGUGAGCGAGCACAUGUAGAAAAGCGUGAUUCUCCAGAACACCUGUUUGGUGGCUCUCGGCAGGGUUUUUCUUGGGUCGGCGGCCUCUGCGGCGGUGAGGCCUGCCAGCUCGGUGCCGCUGAAACUGAACGCACCAGUGACAAACACGGUACACAGGCCCUUGAAGCCGUUGUGGAAAGGUCCCGGAUCGUGCCAGUAGCGAGCACCAAUCACCUCGUGUUUGGGGCCUCCGCCGGAAACAAGCACGACCGACAGAAUAACAAAGCCCACGACGGCGAUGACCUUGAUGAAGGAGAACACGAACUCGGCCUCGCCGUAGCCCUUGACUCCGAAAAAGUUGAUGAACACGAUAGCAACGUAGAAAAUAGCCACCCAGGCCGCGGGACUAAUGGUGUCGUUCCAGAACUGGAUGGUGAUGGAGGCGGCGACGAGCUCGAUCGGCAUCACCACGAUCCACUGCAUGGCGUAGUUCCAGGCCAUCGCAAAGCCCCACGAGGGAGAAAUAAAUCUGGUGUUGUACUGCAAAAACGAGCCCGAGACAGGGAACGUGACAGCCAGCUCGCCCAUGGCGUGGACGGUGCAGAAAAUGAGGAUGCCGACAAUGAAGUAUGCGAUGAGAAGAGAGGCGGGGCCGCCAGACGAGAGCGCGGAGCCAGAACCAACAAACAGCCCCGUUCCGAUGGCGCCUCCAAUGCUGAUCAUCUGGAUAUGACGGGACUUGAGAGACCUCUGCAACGGAGACGCAGCGGCCAUGAUGUUGGCGCGCUCGAUCUCGGAGAGAUUGGGGUCGAUCUCGGCGACGGGAAACGGCUUGAAAGAGUCGAUGAACCUGUUCCAUCUGCUGGCCAUCGGGAAGGUCUCCUCGACGGCGCCGGAGGCAGAGUCCGAGUGCGCGGACGGCUCGGACGAAGAAAAGUGGCCUUUCUCUGUGUCUUUGAGCAUGAAAGAAGUGGAAGAAAAAGUAUGACUCUGAGUUUCUUCGUUUUAACGUCGCCAGAUCGGGUUACGUCAAUGCCGAGGGCUGCAGGCGAGCGAUGA